This is a messenger RNA of Lobosporangium transversale, 1494 nucleotides long. RefSeq lists its product as hypothetical. NCBI's taxonomy places the organism in Eukaryota, Fungi, Mortierellomycota, Mortierellomycetes, Mortierellales, Mortierellaceae. Bases 385 to 1425 code for a protein of 346 amino acids. The record is from RefSeq and is a predicted model, not a curated record. The transcript is spliced from 4 exons.
GCGACAUGUCUGUUGCAAAAACGUUGAGUAUUCAUCAGGAUUAUGAGAUCCAGUAUCCAGUCCCAAUUACGGGUCCGGCCUUUACUUAUGCCCAAGGCUCUAUCGUCAAUAUUGUGAAGGAUGCCAACGCAUUAACGCCUCCUAGAGACCGCUUUAGCUCUUGUGGACACGAUUGCAUUAUGGACAUGCUACCGGUCGACCUGCUCCUUGAAGAUGAGACCCUCGAGUACGCUUAUAAUGAAACCAUAGUCCUCAAUAUGAUGGCUACUCAGACUCGCAUCCACGGCUCCAGGAUAACGGUCUUAAUUAUCACUUUUUAUCUGAUAUUAAAAUUGUGAUUGUUGCGGUAAAAUAGCUGUAUGAGCUUCGAGUGAUCAAAAUGGUAUGCAAAUAUGUAACGAUUAUUCAAAGAGAAAUCGCAGAGAUCCUGGCCUUUUUCAUCAUCUUUGGCGUAGGAAUUGCCACGUUCACAAUCGCUAUCCUUCAUGUGUUAAAAGCUUGCUCGGAAGAAACAUGCUCGCUACGCGAUCCAAACACAGGAUAUCCAACUCAGUUCUUUGGUGCUUUAACUUCAACGUUCUUUUUUAUGCUGGUCGGUUUGGACCUAUUAACAGCGAGUUGUCAAGCCAAGACUGGGGGUUCCAUGUUAUGAUGAUUUUCUGUUAUCUUUUCACCAACAUUGUUAUGAUGAAUGUUUUGAUCUCCCUGUUCAGUAUGACAUUCAUCAGGGGAGAUGACUGCUGGCGCCUGACUUGGAUCGAGUGCCGCCUCCGUUACAUCGAGUCAGCCGAAAAUAUGUCCUACUAUAUUGAAGGCUUUCGCGAUACACAUGACUGCUUCCCAAAAGAAAUCUAUCACACAGCUGAUCCGCUCAAAAUGGCCGCGUUCCAUGAAAAGAACCAUAAAAUUAAACCUGGCAUGGCCUUCCAAGGACUCUUCCCUAAGAAGGAUGAGCAACCUCACAAAAGGAAUAACAGCAGUGUCGACGACAAGAGUCAAAACAAUAAUAAUAAUAACAAACUCAAGGCCAUUCUCCAGAUAGAGAAUGCUAGAUUAAACGCGAAACAGUAUCAAGUCAAUCGCGAGACUAAGGCAGAUCUUUCAGCGAUUGUGGCUACCCUUGCAGGGAUGCAAAGGAGUAUCCAAGAUAUGCAUGAACUUGAGCAAGAGCGAGAGCGAGAGCGUGAACAUGGACGUGAACAUGAACGUGAACGAGAACCCUUGACUAAGCGUGAUCCAAGAGCAGCAGCAGCCUAUGUACGUGCUCAGGCACGUGACUUGAUGGAGCAUUGGAUCAGUGGACAACAACAGGGUGAGCAGCAACCCCAAUUUCAGCAACAACAGCAAGAUGAAAGAGCAGAUCAACGGCAGAAAGUAUCGGACGGAGACGAAGCUGCUAAUAAACAUAGUUUUGGCGCUACGUGAGCGCUUCCAUUAGCGUAUAAAACACAUUUGGGGAAUGCAUCCAAUAACAAAUUAAGAACACAGCUUUGA